Messenger RNA from Apiotrichum porosum, 1404 nucleotides. RefSeq lists its product as uncharacterized. The coding region runs from base 1 to 1404 and encodes 467 amino acids. Gene Ontology annotation, molecular function: DNA-binding transcription factor activity, RNA polymerase II-specific; zinc ion binding. Gene Ontology annotation, biological process: regulation of DNA-templated transcription. The record is from RefSeq and is a predicted model, not a curated record. The transcript is spliced from 3 exons. NCBI's taxonomy places the organism in Eukaryota, Fungi, Basidiomycota, Tremellomycetes, Trichosporonales, Trichosporonaceae.
AUGGUCAGCACCCGAGGCACCGAUAGGCGCUUUGAUGAGGACACUCUGGCCGCCAUCCUCGCCUCUCAACCAGUCCGCGGCCGCCCAGUCGACCAAUCAACCGACAUCGCUCCUCCUCUUCACUCACCGACGACAUCCUCACCGUUGACUCCACUUCGUUCAGACCUUGCUUCUCUUGGAGAUACCUCCUCAAUCCUCUCUCCUGCACCUUCACUCCCCGACAAGGGAUACGAGCUUCUGCAGGGGGGCCGUCACACACCGAGCUCUAGCCCUACACUACCUUCCCUCCCGAUCACAGUCGGCACUCCACCUCUCGCAGACUUCACCUUGUCCAUCUCGCUGCCCGGCUCUCCCAAGGGGCCCCGUCACAAGAGAAGCCACGAGGAGCUCACUGUCGAGGAUGAAGACAACCACGAGGCACCCAGUGCUGGAGGGAGUGGACAGUCCGUCACCACGCAGCUGGCCGGCGACGUCGCUUGCGUUCAUUGCAAAGCAUCAGACGUGGAAUGCUCCGGCACGACACCAUGCGACAACUGUGCAGCUCAGGGUCUUAGUUGCCGGUACGCCAAGCAUGCGACCGAGCACAGCGACAAUGCCUCCCCCAAGAAGAAACGCAAGACGGCGACCACCUUCAAGAGUCGGCGCAAGACAGGUCCUGCUUGCGGGUUCUGCAUCUAUUCCAAAGACACAGCGCAAUGUUCACGCACACUUCCCGCUUGCGACAGCUGUGCUGGUCUUGGUCGUAAAUGUCGCUACCAUAACCGCAGGCAUGCCCCCGACACCCUACAGGCGCUUGGUGAACUGAAGAUCCGCCAGAAUUCCUCGAACAUACCCCUGCCGCCCAACUGGGUACGUGUGAUUCACAGCGACAUCUACGACUCUCUGGCUCAGUCGAGCCUGCAGGAGGCGCGUAGUUGGCCUCAGAUCCAGGCGAUAUCUGAGGACUUCGCCAGGGCCGAUGCAGCGUCUUCGGCAGUGUACAUUAUUCUCCCCGCGCACAUCGCUGGUACUAAAGCGACACCCUCUCCAUCUGCCACUGCGACACCCUCAGGACCCACUGAGCCCAAUUGGACUGUGGGGUCGUCCACAUUCAGCCUGCCCCAAGAUCGGCCCCCUUCUCUCCCGCCCAACUGGCUGCCCCUCAACGACGUUUGGGCAGCAACGGUCCUCUGUACGCUUGGUACACCAGUGCACGAGAGGUCUGAGUGGGAUUCUCAAGUUCAGGCCGCGUACGAGGAGUCAUGGGGCCGAGAUGAUGGCUCGAGUCGGUUUACGGCCUAUGCGCUCCUCCAUCGCUUUGCCGAGUCGGCCAGCGUACCGGGCCCCCUCGACACCGAAGAGCAGUCCGAAUGCGAGUCCGAAUCCGAAUUCGAAGUAGAGUACGAGUCAGAGGACAGAGGUUGA